CCUCACUCGCCUCUUAAGUCACGUCAUGCGGAUGGGAGUGUCGCUUUCACCCGGUUGAUAAUUGACCGAUCAGAAAUGGCUGCAAUGAUGUGACCAUAAAGUCCAAGUUGGGGUGGGGGAGUCGCAGCCGGGACUUGUGACGUGGUUUACGGCAUUCCGGGCAGGAAGAAAAGGGGCAGGCGUUUUAACAGGGAAAGUGCUGCGUUUGUCUGCUUGAAGACGCUUCAAUCUGGCCGCUGUCCAGGGAGAUAAGUGCGAAUGUGUGCUUGUUUUUGCUGCUUUUUUUUAAAUAACGCUGACGGGAUGUUCUACCCUCUGGAGCAUCAGUGACGAUCGGAGCUUCAAGCCCCGAAUGAAUGGACAUUAUUAGCAAGCAGCCAGCAUACACUUCAAGCAAACUUUACACAACAGUGGCCAUGUCACUUUGGAAUUAACUGUCAGUUCUUACUCAGGAGGAUUGCAAUUUCCUUUUUUUUUUUAAACUCUUCUUUCUGGUUGAUACCUGACUGCUAAAACAUGGCACUUUAUGUGGAAGGUCUGAGGAAAGGAGUGCUCAACGGAGGGAUGUCUCAGUUCCAGGAAACGAUGCGGCAGCAGCUGGAGAGCUCCAUGCACGCCGAGAUGGAGAAACUGUUGAACACGGCUUCGGGCGACAACAGAGAGGUGUGCAGGAAAGACUUUGAGGGCUUCAAGAGUCUUUUCCACAGAUUUCUGCAGGUGAAGGGGCCUUCAGUGGAGUGGAUCAAGAUACAACGGCCGCCCGACGACUCGAUCCAACCCUACGACAAGAUCGCUGUGCGGGGCCUCCCGGAGGGCGUGGCCCACAGCCUGAACAAACUAGUGGUGGUGAAGCUGAACGGAGGCCUCGGUACCAGCAUGGGCUGCAAGGGCCCCAAGAGCCUGAUCAGCGUCCGCAACGAGAACACCUUCCUGGACCUAACGGUGCAGCAGAUCGAGCACCUGAACAAGACGUACAACACCAACGUCCCUCUGGUCCUCAUGAACUCCUUCAACACGGACGAAGACACCAAGAAGAUCCUGCAGAAGUACACGCACCACCGUGUCAAGAUACACUGCUUCAACCAGAGCAGGUACCCUCGCAUCAACAAGGAGUCCCUCCUGCCCGUCUCCGCCAGCCUGACCAUGACUGGCCAGAACGCCGAGGGCUGGUACCCGCCGGGCCACGGCGACAUCUACGCUAGCUUCUACAACUCGGGUUUGCUGGACCAGCUGAUCGCUCAGGGCAAGGAGUACAUCUUCGUGUCCAACAUCGACAACCUGGGCGCCACCGUCGACCUGCACAUCCUCAACCACCUGGUCGGCCAGCCCAACGGCAAGCGCUGUGAGUUCGUCAUGGAGGUCACGGACAAGACGCGCGCAGACGUCAAGGGCGGGACCCUGAUCCAGUACGAUGGCAAACUGCGCCUGCUAGAGAUCGCCCAGGUCCCCAAAGCCCAUGUGGACGAGUUCAAGUCGGUGUCCAAGUUCAAGAUCUUCAACACCAACAACCUGUGGAUCUCGCUGGCCGCCAUCAAGAGGCUGCAGGAGCAGAAGGCCAUGGACCUAGAGAUCAUCGUCAAUCCCAAGACGCUGGACGGCGGGCAAAAUGUCAUCCAGUUGGAGACGGCGGUGGGCGCCGCCAUCAAGUGCUUCGACAACGCCAUGGGCAUCAACGUGCCGCGCAGCCGCUUCCUGCCCGUCAAGACCACGUCCGACCUGCUGCUGGUCAUGUCCAACCUGUACAGCCUGGACGCCGGCUCGCUCACCAUGAGCCCCAAGAGGGAGUUUGCCACCACGCCGCACGUCAAGCUGGGCAGCUCCUUCACCAAGGUCCAGGAGUACCUGACCCGCUUUGAGAGCAUCCCCGACAUGCUGGAGCUGGACCACCUGACCGUGUCCGGCGACGUCACCUUCGGGAAGAACGUUUCGCUGAAGGGCACAGUCAUCAUCAUCGCCAACCACGGCGACCGCAUAGACAUCCCCGCCGGCUCCAUGCUGGAGAACAAGAUCGUGUCCGGCAACCUGCGCAUCCUGGACCACUGAGGCCUUUUAAACCCCGCCCAUCCUCGUCAUCCCGAUCAUGUGACCUGCUUUUCUGUUGUUGGUUUGUUUCACCUCUAGUGGCAGAUGGUUAAGGAGGACGCCUAAGAAGCAGGAACACACUGCCCCCUUCUGGCUGCAAACAAUACUCCUACAUUCUCAAAUGGGGUGGUUUAUGUCACACACCAACUUCACUAUUGCCCCAAGCAUCAUUUAGCAAUCACGCUAACGUGUUAGGACAUUUUAUGCAUGAAUCACCUUCCAUACGUCAAUCACACUACUAAUAUUAUGAUGAUGGAAGUGAUAAUUGUGUGUCCUGAUGAAAUGUAAUAGUAAUGUGACCCACGAAGGCUCGGAUAAUUGUACCAUUGUGAUUAUAUUCUUUAAAAACAAAACAAUUGCAGAAAAGUGAAGUUUGUGUGCAGAAAUAAACUUCCCUCAAAGUAACUUGUCUAAAAAACAUUUCACAAGUGAAACAGCAUUGAUGUCGCCUCCAACGUACUUGUUGAAGUGUGCAUUAUUAUUAGUAGUGUUUCUUAGCUCUUCUUUUAUGAAACCACAUGCCUACUUUGUCAGUGUCUUAGGGAGAUGCCAAACACAGUAAAACAAAUAAAAUAAAAUAAAAAUAUAUAUAUAUA
Messenger RNA from Entelurus aequoreus (snake pipefish), 2678 nucleotides. RefSeq names its product UDP-glucose pyrophosphorylase 2b (gene ugp2b). Bases 517 to 2043 code for a protein of 508 amino acids. Gene Ontology annotation, molecular function: UTP:glucose-1-phosphate uridylyltransferase activity. Gene Ontology annotation, cellular component: cytoplasm. The transcript has 10 exons. Gene Ontology annotation, biological process: UDP-alpha-D-glucose metabolic process; glycogen metabolic process. The record is from RefSeq and is a predicted model, not a curated record. Lineage: Eukaryota; Metazoa; Chordata; Actinopteri; Syngnathiformes; Syngnathidae.